Molecule: messenger RNA, 698 nt
Organism: Zychaea mexicana
Lineage: Eukaryota; Fungi; Mucoromycota; Mucoromycetes; Mucorales; Lichtheimiaceae
Product: calmodulin
Exons: 6
Coding region: 119-568 (149 amino acids)
Molecular function (GO): enzyme regulator activity; calcium ion binding
Source: RefSeq, a predicted model, not a curated record
CUUUUUUCUCCUCUCUCUCUCUCUCUCUCUCUCUCUCUUUACUCCUUUUUUUUUUCUCUCAAAUCUUUGCGUAUAUAUUCACGCCCUAUAUCCGUGUCUUUUUCCUUUCAAGUUAAGCAUGGCUGAUCAAUUGUCACAAGAAGAAAUUGAAGAAUGCAAGGCAUCCUUUGAUCAGUUUGACAGGGAUGGUAACGGAACGAUCGAUGCCAAAGAACUUGGUGGAGUCAUGAGAUCCUUGAAUAUGGUAGUUAAUGACACUGAGGUCAAGAGCAUGAUUCGAGAGCUUGAUGCCGACGGCAGUGGCUCGAUUGAUUUCAACGAGUUUCUAAGUAUAUUCAAUAGGUCAAAAGAAAAUAAGGCGGAUAUACAAAAGGAACUGAUGGAGACGUUCAAGGUGUUUGAUAAAGACAAUGACGGCACCAUCUCGGCCAGCGAGUUGCGAGAAGUCAUGAAUAGCUUGGGUGAGAAUACGUCAGAAGAUGAGUUGGAGCGUAUGUUGGAAGAGGCAGACCUAAAUCAAGACGGUGUCAUCAACUACGAAGAGUUUGUUAAAAUGCUGGGUCCCUAAAUCAAGCUUUUGCCACCUUCAUGUAAUACAAUAUACUUCAUAUUGUUUUGAAAACUCUUUCCACAAAUAAGAAGCGAAAAGCUUAUAAAGAAGCCAAGAAUUGCAGCAGCAGCAGCAGCAGCAGCAGCAG